CUCUUUCCGUGGUCCUCUGCCCUCAUUUCAUUCGAAAGCCUCAUUGCAGAUCAUAUGGUUGGGUCAUAAGGCUUUCUCAUCCAAUGGGUUUUGAGAAAAAGACGAGGAGACCGGACGAGAGAAGUGAUCUAUGAGAAACCUCUCGUAGAUUGUUCGGUGGGAAAGCGGUAAUUGUGGACGUAGUUUUAUCUCACUGUUGUUGUUUUACUCUGGUUUGUAUUCUGAGACAACAAACCUGGUGAGCUGUUGUCUCAGAAUACUCCUUCAAGUACACUACUAAACAAGUCAGCAGUCGAAGACAGCUGUACACUAUAUCCUGAUAUUUGGAGACAUAGUUUGUCAAAUUCUUGAAGUCUACACAAUUCUACAGACUGAGUACAACUAAAAGUGAAAGACGACAUCCAGUUGCAUCAGCCAUUACAAGACCCAUGAUGGAAGUGACUCAGAAUGUGGAAACAGAGGAGCUGAUGACCUGCCUUCAGAUUCAGCUCUACCACCCCCAACAGGCCUCCAAGGCUCUGUACCGCCUACUGCCACUAGACACCAGGCACAAGCACCCGGCCGAGGAUCCCGUGAGGCUGGGCCGUGACGCCCAGGCCUGCACCUUCGCCCUGGCUGACCUCCGGGUGUCCCGUAAGCAGUUGGCCCUGCAGGCCUACCGCACAGCCAGCAGCCCCAACAUGCUGUUCUCUGCGCAGAACCUGAGCCAGAAGGGGCGGGUAACGGUCAACGGGUUGGCGCUGGGGUAUCUGGAGAGGGCAGAGCUGCCGAAUAAGGCCCUAAUCCGGUUCGGGGAGUAUGAAAUGCUGAUACGUCAUGAUAACGGAGACGCGAAGGGCAGCUUCGAGGUGGAGUUUGGAGUGCUGGCAGUGCCCCCGUCUAGAGAGAUGGGAGUGGGUACACCAAACACGGUGCCUGUCAUGGACACAGGCUCAGACGAUUUAAAUAAUGGCGUCCCACAACUCAGAAGCCCAGGGCCAAUGGAGAUGGAUGAGACAGUUAUGUACCAAUCAUGUAGUGUGUUUCUCUCAUAGAUUUCCUAUUGUGAAAGCCAUUGGGGGAAGACAGUAUAGCAGUUCAAGUGUUAGGCAAGUAAACUAAAGGUCACUAGUUCAAAUGGCCUAGCCAACAAGAUUUUGGAAGUAAAAAUCUGUUUUUGUACCUUUGAGAAAGACAUUUGCUAUAGUGUUGCUUUUGAUAUUUACUAACCAUUGCUUUGAUAAACAACCACCAAAUUAUUUAUUAUCAUUGUUAAAUGUAGCCUAAUGCAUAGUUUUGUUGUAUUAUUUUUUGUUUAGCUACUAUCAGUUUCAUUUCAUUAUUUCAUACUUUAAGCUUAAUCUGAUGGUUGACUGUAUGUGGUGUCAAGAUAUUGGUACCUCACAUAUAUUUUGUAUAUCUUGUUACUCCAUAAGUGUUAUUCGAACUGUUACCUUGUACUUACUGUGAAAUGAAAGCUUGUGAAUAACACCCUUUAUCAUGAUACCCAGCGAAAUUAGAAUUCAAUAAAGAAUGGGGGUAGCUGGGAAGGGUUUAAACUAUUUUGUCUGUAUUGUAAAUGUUGAUAAUAAAACUGUUCUCAUUCA
Esox lucius (northern pike) is the source of this 1586-nucleotide messenger RNA. It is a transcript of the gene tifa, whose product is annotated as TRAF interacting protein with forkhead associated domain. Lineage: Eukaryota; Metazoa; Chordata; Actinopteri; Esociformes; Esocidae. The record is from RefSeq and is a predicted model, not a curated record. Bases 429 to 1034 code for a protein of 201 amino acids. Gene Ontology annotation, molecular function: protein binding. Gene Ontology annotation, biological process: canonical NF-kappaB signal transduction. The transcript is spliced from 2 exons.